AUGGAUGAAUUGAAUACCACGGGCGACUUCAACUACUCCGAUGAGGAACUAGCGGAGAUGUAUGACGGGAUGGAGGGGCCCUGUGAGAUGGGGAGAAACACACAGCUGAAGCAUGCCCUCAGCGUUUACGUCCACUCCAUCAUCUGUGUCGUCGGCUUCAUCGGCAACGUCCUCGUCAUCAUCACCUACGCCUUCUACAAGAGGGCCAAAUCCAUGACAGACAUCCACCUGCUCAACUUGGCCGUAGCUGACAUUAUGUUUGUGCUAGCGUUGCCGCUCAUCAUCUACAACGAGCACAACAACUGGGCCAUGGGCGAUGGGGCUUGCAAGCUCCUCAGUGGCCUCUACAGCAUGAACGUGUACAGCGGCAUCCUCCUGCUGGCCUGUAUCGGUGCCGACCGUUACAUGGCCAUUGUUCAAGUUAGCCGGUCGUUCCGGAUGCGCUCAAAAACACGUCUCUAUGGCCAUGUGAUCUGCAUUGCGGUCUGGUUCCUGGCUUUCAUGUUGUCCCUGCCCACGUUCAUCUACUACAAGAGGUAUGACGCCAAUGAGAGCCAAACCUUCUUUCUGUUUGAAAACCACACAUAUGACGAGUAUAUGGGAGAUGUGGUGCAUGAACCCAACAUAGUGUGCUCUUUCCGUUUCAAUGACAAUAUGACGGCACGAGUUGUAAAGCUUUUGGUUCCCAGUUUGCAAGUGGCCAUAGGCUUCUCUCUUCCCCUUCUGGUCAUGGGUUUCUGCUACACCAGCGUUAUCUUGACCCUACAGCACGCCAAGAAUUUCCAGCAGCACAGAGCCGUCCGUGUGGUCUUGUGUGUGGUGAUAGUGUUCUUGGCCUGUCAUGUACCCUACAACAUGACUCUCCUCUACUCCACUGUGGUCAUGUUCCAGGUGAUGGAAUGUGACCAGGAAGUUAGCAUACAAGUGGCACUGGUAGUGACCCAGACUAUAGCUUAUCUGCACUGCUGUCUAAACCCCAUCCUCUAUGCCUUUGUUGGGGUCAGUUUCCGCAACCACUUCCGUAAGAUUUUGACGAACAUGUUUUGUAAAGGGAAGAGGUACAUCCAAGAGGACACAAGCUACUUUACCCGCUGCUCUGUAGACAGAUUGACCAAAGACAAUGCCACGUCUUUCACUAUGUGA
Molecule: messenger RNA, 1143 nt
Organism: Chanos chanos (milkfish)
Lineage: Eukaryota; Metazoa; Chordata; Actinopteri; Gonorynchiformes; Chanidae
Product: C-C chemokine receptor type 6-like
Exons: 1
Coding region: 1-1143 (380 amino acids)
Biological process (GO): calcium-mediated signaling; G protein-coupled receptor signaling pathway; immune response
Cellular component (GO): membrane; external side of plasma membrane
Molecular function (GO): C-C chemokine binding; C-C chemokine receptor activity
Source: RefSeq, a predicted model, not a curated record